AUGGCGAAACAUCCUCUCAAACAAAAUAAACCUCCAAAAGUUGGAGGAGGAAAGCUGAAGUCUGCAUUGAUGAGGUAUCACACAGCAACGAACAAAAAACAUAGCUUACCUUUCAAAGAAGGGGCAGAAACGAAAACGAAGAAUUUAAUAAAGCAUAGUAAGAAUAACAUUGGAAAUAGCAACGCAACCGCUUACAAAUAUUUGAGCAAGCCCUUCAUACCAUUUGGCCAAUCUGACAAUUUAUUACUGGUGGGGGAGGGAGACUUUUCAUUUACCCAAAGCAUAGUCAAUGCAGGCUAUGUGAAACCUUCCUGUACUUGGGCCACAAGUCUGGAUUCAGAGGAUGAUGUUUACAGAAAAUAUCCACAUGCAAGAGAAGUCAUUGAAUCGAUAAGAUCUAGUGGCGUUCAUGUUGUAUUCAACAUAGAUGCGACACAAUUAGUAAAUUCUUUUAAACUCAGCUCGAAUGUUAGAAAGCAAGCCAAACGGAAUGUCACGAUACUUGGAACUGAUCAUAUUGAUCUCAUCAUGUUCAAUUUUCCUCACACAGGUAAAGGCAUUAAGGAUAUUGCAAGAAAUGUAAUCUACCAUCAAAAGUUGAUUUAUUCCUUUUUCAAAAGUUGUUCUGAGUUUUUCAGCCUUCUCGAUGCAUCACGAAUAGCCACUCUAAAAAUCUCCGACGAGAAUUCUGGGAGAGCGUUGAGAGAACCUGGAGAUGGUACACCCCGACUUUUACAGUCAGAGAUAUCCAAGAAAAGAAUCGCUUUGGCGUUAUUUGAGGGUGAGCCCUAUGACUCUUGGCAAGUCAAGCGUUUAGCAAAAGAAUCAAUCAACUAUAAAGUUGAAAGAUCAGGGCGGUUUGCAUGGGAAGCCUUUGGUGGCUAUCAUCAUAGAAGAACAAAUAGUAUGAAGGGUACAACAAAAAAUGCCCAUGAGAGAAACGCUCGUUUGUAUGUUUUCGAAAAAGCUGCAAAUUCUAACACCCAAGAUGUCAGGGGACCAGAAAAGGUUGGUAGUGAUAGUGAAUGA
This is a messenger RNA of Ogataea haglerorum, 1029 nucleotides long. RefSeq lists its product as uncharacterized. Gene Ontology annotation, cellular component: cytoplasm. Gene Ontology annotation, molecular function: rRNA (uridine-N3-)-methyltransferase activity. The record is from RefSeq and is a predicted model, not a curated record. The coding region runs from base 1 to 1029 and encodes 342 amino acids. NCBI's taxonomy places the organism in Eukaryota, Fungi, Ascomycota, Pichiomycetes, Pichiales, Pichiaceae. The transcript has a single exon. Gene Ontology annotation, biological process: rRNA base methylation.